Molecule: messenger RNA, 1335 nt
Organism: Salvelinus fontinalis (brook trout)
Lineage: Eukaryota; Metazoa; Chordata; Actinopteri; Salmoniformes; Salmonidae
Product: protein starmaker-like
Exons: 1
Coding region: 1-1335 (444 amino acids)
Source: RefSeq, a predicted model, not a curated record
AUGACAAAGGACAGCACAAAGGACAACACAAAGGACAGCACAAAGGACAGCACAAAUGACAGCACAAAAGACAGGGCAAAGGACAGCACAAAUGACAGCACAAAGGACAGGGCAAAGGACAGCACAAAGGACAUCACAAAGGACAACACAAAUAACAACACAAAGGACAGCACAAAGGACAGCACAAAGGACAGGGCAAAGGAUAGCACAAAGGACAACACAAAGGACAACACAAAGGACAACACAAAGGACAGUACAAAGGACAGCACAAAGGACAGGACAAAGGACAACACAAAGGACAACACAAAGGACAGCACAAAGGACAUCACAAAGGACAACACAAAGGACAGCACAAAGGACAGGACAAAGGACAACACAAAGGACAGGGCAAAGGACAACACAAAGUACAGGACAAAGGACAACACAAAGGACAACACAAAGGACAACACAAAGGACAGCACAAAGGAAAGGACAAAGGACAACACAAAGGACAACACAAAGGACAACACAAAGGACAGCACAAAGGACAACACAAAGGACAGCACAAAGGACAGCACAAAGGACAGCACAAAGGACAGAACAAAGGACAACACAAAGGACAGCACAAAGGACAUCACAAAGGACAGCACAAAGGACAGCACAAAGGACAGGACAAAGGACAACACAAAGGACAGGGCAAAGUACAGGACAAAUGACAACACAAAGGACAACACAAAGGACAACACAAAGGACAACACAAAGGACAACACAAAGGACAGCACAAAGGACAGCACAAAGGACAGCACAAAGGACAGGACAAAUGACAGGACAAAGGACAACACAAAGGACAGGACAAAGGACAGGGCAAAGGACAGGACAAAGGACAACACAAAGGACAGCACAAAGGACAGGACAAAGGACAGCACAAAGGACAGGACAAAUGACAGCACAAAGGACAGCACAAAUUACAUCACAAAGGACAGGACAAAGGACAGAACAAAGGACAGCACAAAGGACAGGACAAAGGACAGGGCAAAGGACAGGACAAAGGACAGCACAAAGGACAGGACAAAGGACAGCACAAAGGACAGCACAAAGGACAGGACUAAGGGGAGCACAAAGGACAACACAAAGGACAACACAAAGGACAGGGCAAAGGACAGCACAAAGGACAGGAAAAAUGACAGCACAAAGGACAGCACAAAUUACAUCACAAAGGACAGGACAAAGGACAGAACAAAGGACAACACAAAGGACAACACAAAGGACAACACAAAGGACAGGGCAAAGGAUAGCACAAAGGACAGGAAAACAAGUACCAGAACUUACACAUGCAAGAGAAAACAAUUCAGAUAA